Molecule: messenger RNA, 1962 nt
Organism: Rotaria sp. Silwood2
Lineage: Eukaryota; Metazoa; Rotifera; Eurotatoria; Philodinida; Philodinidae
Source: the annotation of a GenBank genome assembly
AUGCAUCAGGUGGUAGAAGUACCUCCGUCAUUAUCAGGAACUUCAAAUGAAUCAUUACUAAAAUCUGAAGUCAAUCAUGAACAACCAACUAUUUCAUUAACAGAGUCAUCAGUAGCGCCACCAACAGUCACUCAAACACAAUUGAUUACAGUGCCAAUAGCAUCGGCUCAACCGUUUUUAACAAGUACUCCAUCAGCAACAAUAAAACGUACAAAACGAGGUUUUCGAACUUAUCUUAAUAGUAAAAAAAUCAAUCGACCAUCUACUAAACCAACGACAGUACUUGCUCGACCGUCGACUAUAAAUACAUCAGCAAUACUUCCAUACUCAUCAAAACCGAUUAUACUUAAUAAUCAAAAUACUCCAAUUAUUCCAAAAUCAGUAACAUCAAUUCAAACAAAUCCAUCACCUGGAUUUACUACUUAUUUAGUUGUCGAUGGCAGUCAAGGACAACUUGUUCAAGUUUCUAAUGAUGGUCAAAAACCAGUUACAUUUCGAAAUCAAGUUGGACAAGUUCUUCAAGCAACACCUAUUACUGUUGUUUCAACUCCUAAUCAACCUAUUAUAUCUUCCUUUCCAACUAAUGGAGAUUGUUCAUUAUUAUCAAAUUCAUCACAAACAAUUACAACUGUUCGAACAAGUUCUUCGAUUGAUAUGCAACAAAAAACAACCUUAACAAGUGGUACAACAACAAUGACAACACAACAAUUAACAGGUAUUAAUCAUCAAACAUCAAUUCUACCAACAACUAUUGUUAAUGGAAAUAAUAAUUUACAAUUAUAUGAUAAUAAUUCAUCAUUAGAUGAAUCAAAAUCAGCAAAUAGUAAUCUUUCGUUAUCAUUAACGCAAAUAGCACAGAAAGUUAGUCAUCGUCAUCGUCGAUCAAGCAGUUCAAGUAUAUCGAAAAAGAAACGUGGAAGACCAAGAUUAUAUGAACGAGAUCCAUUGACAAAUAAACCAAUAAAAAAUGAUCUAACACCAACACCUACUGAAUUAACUAAACCAAAUGUAAUAAAUACAACAUUUUUAAGAUCCGGACAAACAACAACAUUUAAUACAUUAUCUAAUCCUUCAAAUAAUUGUGGUUCACUCUUUUUUCCAAGUCAAACAACGACCAUUCCUGUAACUAAUCCUUCAUUAUUACAACAACAUCAAUAUUCAUAUCCAUCAUUCCUUAAUGGAACUACAUCGACAAAUAUCAUGACAUCACCAACAUUUAAUACUCUAGCUAAUACAACAAAUACAUCAUCAUCAUCAACUACUUUUCCUUAUUUAUCUCAGUCUAUAACAAAAGAAUACUCUCCACCAUCAGUUCCUUCCAUAAUACCAACACAUAAUGUUGAGAUAUGUUCUCGAACAAGUUCAAAUCUUCCUCAUACUGUUCAACAAAAUGCAUCACCAAUAAAAUCAUCAAAUAAUGAUAUUGCUGUUCAUUAUAUUGGUGGUUUUGUAAUACGUGAAAGUAGUCAUCCAUUUAUAGCUAAUGACAAUCUAAGUCAAAAAAAUAAUAAUGAUCAACUUCAAUGUAUUAUAUGUCAAAAAAAUGAUUUUUCACAAAGAUUUUUUGAUCGAGAAAAAAAAUUUUGCUCAAUAUUAUGCUCAUCAAAGUCAAAUGAAAAUAAACCACCAAUAAUUAAUGAACCAAUACGAGUUGUAGAAAAUAUCAAUGUACAACAACCAAUUGAAUCAAAUAUCAAUGAACAAAUAUCGUUACCACAUGAUCAUGGUCUUCCAACUGAUCCAAGUAAAUGGACGGUUUCACAAGUCGGUCAAUUCAUUGCACGUUUAACAAAUGAAAUAAUACGUCAAGCAUUUUAUGAAAGUGAAAUAGACGGUCAAGCUUUAUUAUUAAUAAACCAAGAAAAUUUACGUGAUACAAUGAAAAUUAAAUUAGGACCAUCAUUAGUUAUAUCAAGUGAAAUAGCUAAAUUACGAGAACGUGCAAAAACCUUUUCUUCUUGA